Daktulosphaira vitifoliae (grape phylloxera) is the source of this 1199-nucleotide messenger RNA. Its product is annotated as tetra-peptide repeat homeobox protein 1-like. NCBI's taxonomy places the organism in Eukaryota, Metazoa, Arthropoda, Insecta, Hemiptera, Phylloxeridae. The coding region runs from base 156 to 890 and encodes 244 amino acids. The transcript is spliced from 5 exons. The record is from RefSeq and is a predicted model, not a curated record.
AUGAAAAUAGUCAGUAAACAAACAGAUCAGCACUGAGUGAACAUCCACGUUUGGGGUUUACACAUAACUACUACAUUUAAAUAGCUCCUACCAGGGGACGGUUUUUUUAAAUACAAGCAACCGUUGAUUUUAGAGGACUCGUGUUAAUUUCAAUCAUGAGGAUACAUAUUUUCUUUGGUUUAGCAGCCCUUAUGGUCGCUUGCUCUGGUGAAUCAGUAGAAGUACCAAAAGACCAAGAACCGCAACAAUCACAAGUCAAUCAAGUAAACGCUGUAGAUCACCAAUCCAACAAACGCAGCGCUGGUGAAGAAUUGAAUUCUAACGAUUAUAUCAACGAAGCCGAGCCGUACGGCCCAUCGGCUAUCGCCGCCGCUCCAGUUGCCGCCCCAGUUGCCGCUCCAGUUGCCGUUUCCGCUGCAGGAUACGCCAAUGUAGCACCUGCCGCUAUUGGAAUCGCUGCCGCUGCCGCUCCAGCUGCUUUACCUACUGGAUACGCUUCAGCCUACGGUCCAGCAUAUGGAGUUGCUUAUGGUUCAGCUUAUGGCCAAGCAUACAACCCAAUUUAUGCUCAGGCUUAUGGACCAGAACAAUUGGUGUCCACCCACACAGAAGUCCAACGUCCUGUACCUGUACCAGUAUAUAGAACUGUAGCUGUUGGAGUACCACAUCCAGUGCCAGUAAAAGUACCUUACCCCGUACCAGUAAUUAAGACCGUUGCUUAUCCCGUCGAAAAACCCGUUCCAUACCCUGUAGAAAAGCCAUAUCCAGUCACUGUUGAAAAGAAAGUUCCAGUUCCAGUGACAGUAACCAAACCCAUCUAUAUACCCGUUUAUAAGAUCAGAAAUAUUUACCACGAACCCAAAUGGUCCAAAUGGCUCAGCGACUGGUAGUUAAGGAAACCAAUAAUUGUUAAAUAAAAAAAAAUUGUUAAAUAAUGUUGUUAAGAUAUAAUGUAAAUAGUUAUAAUUAUACUUUUUUUAUAUUGAAAAUGUCUGAAAUUGUACAAUAAUACUUUGUAUUUUAAUUAACAAUUGUGUCUACUGGCCAUGUUGUAGUUUUAGUACAUGAAUCAAUUGGACUGAAGUUGACCACUUAAUAUUGUAAAAUAUUCUUCAAAAUGUAAUAUAAUAAUAUUUUGUUAUAUUUUUUGAAUAGUUAUCUAAUUAAAAACAAAUAAAUUAUAAGUUUAUAAAUGAAAA